AGUAAAUGUCGCGGAAAGGACUUUACUCCCUUUUGCAAAGCCUUCUAAUUUUUUGUUGAUAUGUAUAUAUAGACUAGUAAAUGUCUAUAUAACCUUUUGUUGAUAAUGGAUAUCUAUGUUCUCCUGGAAGGCUGGAACAUUUAGACAGGUAAAUGCUUAAUCUUUUAUGUUAGGAAUGGGGACAAACAUAUAUAAUUUAAUGAAAAUAUUUAUAUAUAUACGUGUCCGUGUCCUAGUAUUUUGAGAAAUUGCCGGUCCUCGUGUCCGUGUCGUGUCGUGUCCGUGUCCGUGUCGUGUGUCGGUGCUUCCCAGCUUCUUAAGUAUUUCUCUGUGGAACUGGAAACUAGAGGAGACUGCUAGGGCUUUUAGGGUUCAGGAUAACAGACGGACGACUGAGCCUGAGAUUCAGUGAGAUUAUUGUUGUUGAUCAUAUAACCAAAGCUGAACCACUGCUGACGAGGACGGAACAAUGGCGGCAAUGAGGGCAGGGGGUUUGGUAUUGACGCGCCCUGUAACGUUUGUGACUGGAAAUGCUAAAAAGCUGGAGGAAGUUCGUGCUAUUCUGGGCACAUCAUUACCUUUCCAGUCGCUAAAACUUGACUUGCCAGAGUUACAAGGAGAGCCUGAGGAAAUCUCGAAAGAAAAAGCUAGAUUAGCUGCAAUUCAAGUAAAUGGACCGGUGCUUGUUGAAGACACAUGCCUUUGUUUUAAUGCCCUUCAAGGUUUACCAGGACCUUACAUCAAAUGGUUUCUUCAGAAGAUUGGUCAUGAAGGUUUGAAUAAUUUACUGUUGGCUUACGAGGAUAAAUCUGCUUAUGCUAUGUGUGUGUUUUCCCUUGCCCUUGGGCCUAAUACUGAACCGAUAACAUUUCUUGGGAAAACGAUGGGAAAGAUAGUGCCAGCAAGAGGACCAAAUGAUUUUGGGUGGGAUCCUAUCUUUCAACCAGAUGGCUAUGACCUGACUUAUGCAGAAAUGCCAAAGGAAGAGAAGAACAAGAUAUCCCACCGCUCGAGGUCUCUUUCCAUGGUAAAGUCCCACUUCUCUGAGGCUGGUUACACAUUUCAGAUAGAUUCAUCCACCUAAUAUAAGAGGAAUAAUCUAUGUUAGGUUAUAAGAAUCAGUUAUUAGUUAGACGUUUCUAUGAAUAUCUCAUAAUUGAAUCUCGGCAUUUAUAAAAUAUUAAAUGUUUAGUUGAAACCAAUUUUUGUUCAAUCUUAUUUGGUCAUUUGAUAGUGUGAAUGCUGCUAAAGAUUUAUGUGAUAAGUUGCAUAACCGGCUCAUUGUUAUUCUAAAGCCUCUUCUAUCUGUAUGCAACAGUGAUUCCUGCUUUGCUUGUGUUCUCUCAAUCCAAACUGUUGUAAGAGGGUUGAAAAAAAAAUAUUGUAGGUGUUAAUCAAAUUAGCUUUUGUAUCCUCAGCUGAAUAAGUAUCUUCUUCUGGAAGCAAUUUAUUUGUAUUA
Papaver somniferum (opium poppy) is the source of this 1459-nucleotide messenger RNA. RefSeq names its product inosine triphosphate pyrophosphatase. Gene Ontology annotation, biological process: nucleoside triphosphate catabolic process. Gene Ontology annotation, cellular component: cytoplasm. Lineage: Eukaryota; Viridiplantae; Streptophyta; Magnoliopsida; Ranunculales; Papaveraceae. The record is from RefSeq and is a predicted model, not a curated record. The transcript is spliced from 2 exons. The coding region runs from base 470 to 1084 and encodes 204 amino acids. Gene Ontology annotation, molecular function: nucleoside triphosphate diphosphatase activity.